GUGCCGGCAGCACAGCCAGCGCCAUCCCGUGCGCUCACAGCCCGCUGACCAGCCUCGGGACGCAACUGACCUCCACGCGUGGCCCACGCGACCUCUCCUCGCCGCUGAAACCGUCAGCGCUGCUGCUCGGGAGCCGUAACCGCUCCAACAAGGAGCUGCUCUCAGGGGCUCUCCCAAGCAAAACCGCCGCGCGAGACGCGUGGAACCAGCAAGGAAGCAAGCCGCAGCCAGGAAGCGCUGCCACGACGCCGCCGCAGCGAUGGCCUUGAUGUAUAUCGAUGGACCACUCCAAAUCGACGACAUGGACGACCGCGUCAAGCUCGUAGAUAUGCUCGACGGCGCCUCCGACGGAGCCUGCCUCGCCGUGCUCAAUCGAUUAGACGCGCUGCCGGUCCCCAUCAAAGACAUUAUCAAGUUGGUAGCCAAAAAGCUAGCAAGGGUCCGCAAGCACGAGACGCGAGCCGUCGCCGACGCGGCCUCGGCGCUCAUCGCCAAGUGGUGCGCGCACUACAAUAGCACGGCGCCACCCGUCUCGCCGAGAGCGCAGAAACCCCCGGAGGUCGUCGACCUCACGAAGGAGAAGGAGAAACCGAUGCCGCGCUGGAAGCAGGCCCAGCCGCGGACGGCCCCCGUGCCGAAGCCCCCGCUGCAGCGCGAGGCCUCGGUCACCUUCGAGGACGACGAGAUCCUGCGGAAGGCGGCGCGACACUUAAGAGGUGGAUUAACACGCGUCUCGAAGGUUGCCCAGGCGCCGUCCGCCGAGCCCGCGAGGCAGGAAGCCUCUUUACAAAAGCACGACCGCGAGGCUCUGUUGGACAUCAUUACAAAAGUUGCGAAGGGCGUCCCUAUACAUACAUUGGUGCGCGCGAGCGAGGCGCUCAAGAACACCCCAUCAUUAUCAAACGACGUGAGGAGCGGCUGCUGGCGCGCGGCGUGUCUCGAGCUGUCUCAGAGAACUAAAAGGAGUGGAUUGGAUAGCCCGAAGUUCUUCGACUCAUUGUUGCAGUUGCUCGAGGCCUGUCUGCGGCACGGGACUAUUGAGGAAGAUAAAACCGCAGAAGACUGCCUCGAGCACUUUUCCACGAGUACGUCGAGUGAUACUAGAAAGAAAAAGGCCGAGGAAUUGUUAAUAACGUACCGCGGCGGCUUCGAUCCCUUCGUCGGGACGGAGUGCGUCGUCCGCUCCUGCGUCCCAUGCCAUCGACGCGACGUUUGCUCGAUGGCGUGGAGGCUCACUGGUCGAUGUCCACGCAGGUCGAGGGUUCCGAGUGCAUCGUGACGAAGGCCAAAGGUAAUGAGAGGUACGAGGUCAAGUUCGCCGGCGCCCGCAAGUUCACGGACGGCGGGCGGUGGUGCGGCACCUACAAGAGGAGUGAAUUGCAAGUCGUGGAUCGGCCGAAGAUUUCCGAUGAUAAGGAGGAGGAGUUCGACGUUCACAAAGAGGUGGAGGCCGCGCCCAAGGCGCCGAAGCGGCCCCGCGUCGCGGAACCGCCCGUUGCUGAGCCGGCAGAGCCCGAGAUUGGUGGGUUAGGAACGCGUACCACAAAAGAAACGGAGGAGAAGUUAUGUAAUGAUGUCUUGUGGAGCGUCGACGACGCAGAUCAGGAAGACGGUCAACUCCAUCCUAGAAACAAUUUACCACCAGUACCUCCUGGUCAUAAACGCGUCUUCUGGCGGAAGGCCACGGUCACGGUGCCCGGUCAAGAACCUUUUGUGCUAGACAGGACCGGUGUGGAUGAUAUCGACGGGUGCGUCAUGCCUAGAGUUAGGAUAGCGGCUGAUGAUGCUGCCACAGUCUUCGACGAAUACGUCGUGGCCGUGCACGACAUGUAUUAUGAUGAACCGCUCAAUGAUCCGGACGCGGACGUCGAAUUGAUGCUCGUCUUCGCCUACAUGUACACGCACCGCAUGCUCUUGCUGCGGGACUGCCCCCUGCCGCGGUCGGCAUUGGAGAAAUUGUCGUUUGAUGUGAAUAGAGAAUUAGUGGAGUGCGUGGUCCUGCAGCACCCGACGUCCGUGGAGCUCGUGCGGGGUUCGGUGCGCGUCGGUUGGGUCGAUGAUGCGAGCGCUGACUACUUCCGCUGGCGCGAUUUGGACGGGGAUAGGAUAGUGAAGGCGAGGUCGCCGGCGAUGGAGGCGGCCGAACGAGCUCGCAAGUUCAUGUCAUGAGUAAGUGUCUUAUAAUG
Molecule: messenger RNA, 2186 nt
Organism: Pelagomonas calceolata
Lineage: Eukaryota; Pelagophyceae; Pelagomonadales; Pelagomonadaceae
Source: the annotation of a GenBank genome assembly